GUGGUAGGGGCUCGGGGAGGUGCUCGCUCUCUCGGUCUCGCUCUCUCGCUCGCUUCCCCCGGCUCCCUUCGGUGCCCCCCCCGGUCGCCUGCGUGCCGGAGUGUGUGCGAGGGAGGGGGAGGGCGUCGGGGGGGUGGGGGGAGGCGCUCCGGUCUCGGGGAGGCCCGCUGUGGGAGGCGCAGGCUGCGAGGGACUCCGGGAAGCCAUGGACGUCGAGAGGCUGCAGGAGGCGCUGAAAGAUUUUGAGAAGAGGGGUAAAAAGGAAGUUUGUCCUGUCCUGGAUCAAUUUCUUUGUCAUGUAGCCAAGACUGGAGAAACUAUUAUCCCUUUUACUAUUCAACGACUAUGUGAAUUGCUAACUGAUCCAAGGAGAAAUUAUACAGGAACAGACAAAUUUCUCAGAGGAGUAGAAAAGAAUGUGAUGGUUGUUAGCUGUGUUUAUCCUUCUUCAGAGAAAAACAAUUCCAAUAGUUUAAAUCGAAUGAAUGGUGUCAUGUUUCCUGCAAAUUCACCAAGUUAUACAGAGAGGUCUAAUAUAAAUGGGCCUGGAACACCCAGGCCACUUAAUCGGCCAAAGGUUUCUUUGUCAGCCCCCAUGACAACAAAUGGUUUGCCUGAGAACACUGACAGCAAAGAGUCAAACCUACAGCAAAAUGAGGGCAAAAACCACAGUGACUCACCAACAUCUGAAACAGAAAAUUCCUCGCUGAGCCCUAUAAAAAAUAAACAUCCAGAUGAAGAUGCUGUGGAGGCAGAGGGGCAUGAGGUGAAAAGACUCAGAUUUGACAAAGAAGGGGAAGUAAGAGAGACAGCCAGUCAGUCCAGUCAGACAACUUCCAGUGAAAUGUCUUCUGUUAUGGUGGAAGAAACCGAAGCAUCAUCUUCAUCUCAGGAUAAAGAUAAAGAAAAUAGUUGUACCAGACAGCACUGUACAGAAGAGGAUGAAGACGACAAUGAAGAGGAAGAAGAAGAAUCUUUUAUGACAUCAAGAGAAAUGGUCCCAGAAAGAAAAAAUCAAGAGAAAGAAUCUGAUGAUGCCUUAACUGUGAAUGAAGAGACUUCUGAGGAAAAUUAUCAAAUGGAAGAAGCUGAUCUGUCUCAAGCUGAGAAAGAUUUACAUUCGGAAGGUAGUGAAAAUGCAGGAUCUGUAAGUAGUGGUUCUGAAAGCCAGGAAACAGCAGAAGCAGUAGUGGGAUCCAAUUCCAGUAAAACUGCAGAGAGUCUCUCAGAGUCAUUCAUGGAAAACGACGAAGCCACCCAAGUGACAGAUGAACCUAUGGAACAAGACUAAUUAUUUAGAAACAUUUAGAUGCAGUAUUUUACAAACAGUUCUGGUUUUACACUGUAUAAAUUUUUUGUGUAAUAAAGUGGACCUAUAGUUUUACAAGAGAAGCAGGUUGUAAAAUUAAGUACUUUAUGGAAUAAAUCCUGAAAGAGUUGUACAUUUUAGAACUGUGACUAUCAGCUCCUCUGGGUCUUUCUUACUGCUGACUUUUUGGUCUGGUCAAAUCAGUGGUUUGUGUAUAGAUUUUUUUUUUUUAAUAAACAUUUUUAAACUGAAAGAUAAUAUUAUAAUUUUGAAAACUUUUUGGAGAUUAUCACAUUUAGUUUAUCCAUAUGCAAGAAAGCUUUUUGUCUUGUCUCGUUCUGACCCUUCUAGUGGUUUUCAUAUUUUGGUCAUAGUUUCAACAUUUUCACAUGUGAAUUAUAUAGGGUUUCAUGCUGGUUUCCAGAUUUUAUUGUUUGACUAUGUACAAUGGAACUUUAAGUCAUAUAUACAUAUAUAUAUAAAUAUAUAUAUACAUAUAUAUAUAUUAUUCUAACGGAAAUGUUAUAUUUUUCUGUUUCUAUAAAGAGAUGAAUACAGUGGAUACUUUUUCUAUUGGUAAUGAUUGAGUCCACCUCUUUCAGAAGACAGUUUCUUUUCUCUUCUGAGUAAUUCAUAUAAAAUCUGGCCCUUGUGAAACUCUGGCAAUCUUAAGUCUGUCGAAGUACCAGGUUAAACACAUUCCAAGAAAUCUGUUCAAACUUAAAUUCUUUUGUAUACUUCUGAGGUGCCUGAGAAUAAGACUUCAUUAUUUAUGGGAAAAAAUGUGCUUUAUCUUGGAAAUUGUGGUAGAACAUUAGGUCACUAUUUUGUAGAAUGAAUGCUUAUAAAGCUGACAAAAGACCAUCUCAGAAGAACUGAGCAGGUUCCUUGACCUUUUGCUUGCUUUUCUCAACAUUGUGAAUAUUACACAUUUAUUUCUAAAUUAUUCUAGGGUAUGCCAAUGUCAAUGGUAUGAAACACCACUGUACUGGAAGAAUUAAUAUAUUACUUUAGUAAUGUACCUGGGCUAAAUGACUGAAGCUUUAGGGGUGCAUAGAAACCAACAUAAUUUGUAUGACAUUUUGAAGUGAAUUAAAUAUUUUUGAACAUGCUUCUUCGACAGCCAGUGUUAUAUUUUCAGAUCAACACAAAGCACAAUGAUUCCUCUAAACUCAAUAUUUUCAAAUUCACAUAUUUAAAGUCAUGCAAGUUGCAACUUCCCUGUCAAAAUUACUGGCUGCCAAAUUUAUACCUGUUUCUUCAGCUGUACCUUUUGAUAUUUAGAAUUUUUAAAUUUCUGUAAAGUAGAUUUUGUAGAAUGUAAUGUGUUCACUGCCUUUGUGAAGCGGUAAAUAAUUGUAUAAUUUCUGUGUGUAAACUGAAUGCUUGGGCUUUCAAUACAGUAUUCAUAUAAAGCAAUAAAUAUUAAUGUUAUGAAA
Messenger RNA from Chrysochloris asiatica (Cape golden mole), 2748 nucleotides. RefSeq names its product protein phosphatase 4, regulatory subunit 2 (gene PPP4R2). Gene Ontology annotation, cellular component: protein phosphatase 4 complex; nucleus; cytoplasm. Lineage: Eukaryota; Metazoa; Chordata; Mammalia; Afrosoricida; Chrysochloridae. Gene Ontology annotation, molecular function: protein phosphatase regulator activity. Gene Ontology annotation, biological process: protein dephosphorylation. The transcript is spliced from 8 exons. Bases 206 to 1291 code for a protein of 361 amino acids. The record is from RefSeq and is a predicted model, not a curated record.